This is a messenger RNA of Fraxinus pennsylvanica, 855 nucleotides long. Lineage: Eukaryota; Viridiplantae; Streptophyta; Magnoliopsida; Lamiales; Oleaceae. The record is from the annotation of a GenBank genome assembly.
AUGUUCUUCCCAUGGUGCCUAACUCUUUCUCUCACUGUACUCAUUUGCUCUGUGAAUCUUGGCUACGCCGCCACUUUGGUCACCGAUGAAGUGGAAGCACUUAAGCAAAUUGCAAAGACAUUAGGUAAGAAGAAUUGGAAUUUUAAUGUGGAUCCAUGCAGACAUGAUGAACCGAGUUGGUUCACCCAUACCGAGGAUAUUCGGGUGAAUCAAGUGAAUCAAGUUGAAUGUGAUUGCUCUUUCUAUAAUAACACCACUUGUCACGUUGCUCGCAUUAUUCUAAAGCGGCAGAGUCUUGGUGGGAAAGUCCCUCCAGAGCUGUUUAGACUCCCUUACCUCAUAGAAAUUGAUCUCACUCGCAACUACCUUAACGGCACUAUCCCUCGAGAAUGGGGUACCAUGCAACGACUUGCACGCAUUUCCCUACUGGGAAAUCGUGUAACUGGUGGAUUACCAAUCGAACUUGCCAACAUCAGCACUCUCUUAAAUCUAACCCUAGACUACAAUCAAUUGUCGGGAAAUAUUCCUCCGCAGUUUGGGGAUUUUUCAAGUCUAGAGAAAUUAUCUCUAAUAUCAAACAAUUUAACUGGGGAAUUGCCUCAAUCUCUAGCGAAGUUGACUACAAUGAAGGACUUCCGUAUAAGUGACAACAACUUCAGUGGAAACAUACCCAAUUUUAUCGAGAGCUGGACAAGUCUUCGAAGAUUAGAGAUUCAGGGUAGUGGUCUGAGUGGGCCUAUCCCUUAUGGUAUUGCAUCCAUGGCCAAUUUAUCUCAGUUGAGAAUCAGUGACUUGAAAGGCAAUGAAUCAACUUUUCCACUUCUGAGAAACAAUAGCAACUUCAAGAAUAUGUGA